UAUAUAUAUUUUUUUAUAACCUUAAAAAGUUUGUGAAUGGUGAGCGGUGCUUUGCUGAGUGGUAAAUAAAAUAAACAAAGCAAUAAUGAGUAUUAUUAACUUAACAAAUAAAUUGUUAAGCUUGAGAGUAAAUCCCAGCUGGUGUUUGACAAGACUAACCCGGUACGCGACAAAACAAGACUCCAAAGAACCAGAGCCAGAAAUUCCACGAAAUGAAUUACAAGGAUUGUUCAGCGCCCAGAACCAGAAGGACAACGGCAAACCCUACGACAAAAAGCCCUUCAAAAUAAGGCUCGAGGCCGGGAAAAGGUACGCCUGGUGUCUCUGCGGGCACAGCAAGAGUCAGCCCAUCUGCGACGGCACUCACAAAAAUAUUUUCCUUAAAAUAAAAUUGAAGCCCAUCUUUUUCGAAGUUAAAGAAAGUAAAGAGUACUGGCUAUGUAAUUGUAAGCAGACUUCCAACAGGCCCUUCUGCGAUGGGUCUCAUUUCCAUGAUGAUAUCCAGUCUAAGAGAUUUUAGUUUGUUUUUAUUGUAAAUAUUUUUACACUAUUAAAGUUGUACAGUGAAAUUUU
Messenger RNA from Cotesia glomerata, 573 nucleotides. RefSeq names its product CDGSH iron-sulfur domain-containing protein 3, mitochondrial. Gene Ontology annotation, cellular component: intracellular membrane-bounded organelle. The record is from RefSeq and is a predicted model, not a curated record. Gene Ontology annotation, molecular function: 2 iron, 2 sulfur cluster binding. Bases 86 to 520 code for a protein of 144 amino acids. Lineage: Eukaryota; Metazoa; Arthropoda; Insecta; Hymenoptera; Braconidae. The transcript has 2 exons.